CUUCCUGGGCAGCCUACGACUGAGGUCUCCUUUGGCCUGGGGGUGCGUGGAGAGGCGAUGGCAAGUGAGCCCCGAAAGCGGACCCGUGUCCCCUGCCGUCAAACCCGAGUCGCUGAUGGAGAGCGAGGCAGGGCACCUGGAGGUGCCCGAUUGGAGGUAUGACGUGGCUCAGGCCUUCCCUCCGACAGAAGAGGAGGUAAAAGUGGACUCACAUGCUUACAGCCACAGGUGGAGGAGGAGCUUGGAGGCUCUCAAGGCAGUGGAUACAAACCGAGCAAGCAUGGGCCAAGACGCCCCAGAUCCCAGGGGCUUCACUGACCUGGUGCUGGAUGACGGGCAGGACAACACCACCCAGAUCGAGGAGGAUACAGACCAUAAUUAUUACAUAUCUCGGAUAUAUGGUCCAUCUGAUACUGCCAGCCGGGAUUUGUGGGUGAACAUUGACCAAAUGGAGAAAGACAAAGUGAAGAUUCACGGAAUAUUGUCCAAUACUCAUCGGCAAGCUGCAAGAGUGAAUCUGUCCUUCGAUUUUCCAUUUUAUGGCCAUUUCCUCCGUGAAAUCACUGUGGCUACUGGGGGUUUCAUAUACACUGGAGAAGUUGUACAUCGAAUGCUCACGGCCACACAGUACAUUGCACCUUUAAUGGCAAAUUUUGAUCCCAGCGUAUCCAGAAAUUCAACAGUCAGAUAUUUUGAUAACGGGACAGCACUAGUUGUCCAGUGGGACCAUGUGCAUCUUCAGGAUAACUACAACCUGGGAAGCUUUACAUUCCAAGCGACUCUUCUGAUAGAUGGACGCAUCAUCUUUGGAUACAAAGAAAUUCCUGUCUUGGUCACAGAGAUAAGUUCCACCAAUCAUCCAGUGAAAGUGGGGCUGUCUGAUGCAUUUGUCGUUGUCCACAGGAUCCAACAAAUUCCCAAUGUUCGAAGAAGAACAAUUUAUGAGUACCACCGAGUAGAGCUACAGAUGUCAAAAAUUACCAACAUUUCAGCUGUGGAGAUGACCCCAUUACCUACAUGUCUCCAGUUCAACAGUUGUGGCCCCUGUGUCUCCUCUCAGAUUGGCUUCAACUGCAGUUGGUGUAGUAAACUUCAAAGAUGUUCCAGUGGAUUUGAUCGCCAUCGGCAGGAUUGGGUGGACAGUGGAUGCCCUGAAGAGUCAAAAGAGAAGAUGUGUGAGAAUGCAGAAUCCACGGAGUCGUCUUCUCAGACCACCACCACCGUCCAUGCGACAACCACACAAUUCAGGGUCUUAACCACCACCAGAAAAGCAGCGACCUCACAGCUGCCCACCAGCCUGCCCACAGAAGAUGACACCAAGAUAGCGCUACAUCUAAAAGAUAAUGGAGCCUCAACAGAUGACAGUGCAGCUGAGAAGAAAGGGGGGACCCUCCACGCCGGCCUCAUCGUUGGGAUCCUCAUCCUGGUCCUCAUUAUAGCAGCAGCCGUCCUGGUGACCGUUUACAUGUACCACCAUCCGACGUCAGCAGCCAGCAUCUUCUUCAUUGAGAGGCGCCCGAGCAGAUGGCCUGCAAUGAAGUUUCGAAGAGGUUCUGGACACCCUGCCUAUGCUGAAGUUGAACCGGUUGGAGAAAAAGAAGGUUUUAUUGUAUCAGAGCAGUGCUAAAAUUUCUAGGACAGAGAGCACCAGUACUGGCUUACAGGUGUUAAGACUAAAAUUUUGCCUAUAUCUUUCACACACACACACACACACACACACACACACGCACAGAGCCCCCAAGCUGCUGUAGCCUGAAGAAGACAAGAUUUCUGGACAAGCCCAGCCCAAGAAAGAAGGGUAAAGGAAAAACUAAAACUUAUGUCAGAUGCCAUUUAGCCGGAACAUCAAAAUCCCUAGCGGAAUGGUGUCUGUGGUUCACUCAGAACAUCUCCUGUGGACUUACCAGAAGUGUGACAACAUUGCAGUGCUUUUUGGCUUAGGUGCAGGGUUGAAAAGGGAUCGAGAAAAAAUAUAAUAAUAAAGCUUUAGUUCACAAGGGAUCUACAACUCUGGUUCAAAUGUUCUUAUCUGAUGUCUCAAAGAUAUCUAUGUUCCCACGCCAGAAUCCUUCUACUCAAAAGAGCAGGCAUGACUGUUUCCUGUGUCCCGAGAACCGUAGCUCACAUGGAGGCAAAACCAAACACGAACUGAGAAAUUGUCUAUCUUAUCCAAAGAGAUGUGUGGCAAAAGGAUUUUGUUUUUCUGCUCUAGAUGCACCUAUCCCGACAAGUUCAUACUUAAUGGGACAGAUCUUUCAUCUGCACAGGAAGUUCGAACUGUGCCCGCCUCUCCCUUUGCUAUGAGUGGGGACAACAUUUCCUAACUUUUACCUAAGGAUUGGGAAGGAAGGGUCAGUAAAUGAGGCUCUUCCAUUCCCCGGCCUCAGAAUGAAGCCUGUGUGUGGGUUUAAGAAGCCUUGCUUCUAUUUCCCACCUGGGAAGUCCCAGGAAGCCGCAGCUGCUCUUGGCUGAUGGAAACAAAAGGAGAUGAUACAAAGAAACCCUUGAUCACUUUUUCUGAGUCAAAAUGAUAAGGGAUUUUAAACAUACGGGGUUUUUCAAUGUCUUGCCAUUUCAACACGAAAAGCCCAUUUCUUUGUCAGUUCCUGCACAUCCCUGGUGAUAAGAGUGAAAGAACCAUGCUGAGUCAUACAGUAAUUUUCUUUAAAGCACAUAGUAGUUACGUAAAUCUCUCUAUAUAUAAAUAUAUUUUUGUUUAUGACUAACACAAGGCAGGCUCUUGUGAUUCUAAGAGUGCAUUUUGUUGUCGAGACAAAACAAAUGCAAGAAAGAUGCAUCGCUGCAUUACUUCCACAGAGUUGUAAAAUAAUCCUUAAUAUUAGAAUAUUUUUAUGUCACAUGGCACAAAUGGUUCAGUUCAUUGCCCGUCACUUUCCUGCCUGUUGGAUCCACUCCUCACUCUCGUCAACCCCUUCCCUCCCUGCCUACAGUCCCUUAGAUGGAGCUGCCAUUUGCCUUGCAGUCACAAUCCAGAUUUGGGAAAGGCCCCCCCGUUAGUGAAGAAAGGAAAGGCCUUGUUUGAGGAGGAAAGGAGUUAAUAUGUGUACUGAGCUAACAUUUCGAUUCUGGGACUAUGUGUACAAUUUCAUCAACAACUUGGCCCAGGGUACUUUUCCGUUCUGUGCCACACUGGCUCUCAUAAGGUACGGGGUUCAACAUUUGCAGAUUCAGGUCUGAAAACACAGUCACGUCUCCAAAGUAGCCCUUUACUAACCACUGGCUUGGCGUCCGCCCACACGGUCUGCAUCGGACGGCGGUGAUCCGCCAACAGCGCCACACUCGCCCAUCGUGGUCGUCUCAAAAAGACAACACCUGUUUUCUGUCGAUAUAUUUUGUUUUACAUCUUCAUGCAUCUGAUGAGAGUGGUAACUUUCCUACACUGCUUAGUUAAUAAUGGCAAAAAGAAAAUUGAAAAGCAACGUGAUCUUAGGAUGUGACGACAAUCUCCCUGCCACAGCUACAUGCAGUUUCUAUGAAGUAUUCCAACUUAUUCUUUGGAGUAGGUUUGGUAAGAGCAAUAACCAAAUGACUGCCAAUGUUCCUGGUGCAACUGGUAUUCUGAGCACAUGUGAGGAACAUACGGACGACUUCCUCUUGGGAUAAGAGGCUGCUGCUUUCCUAAGCUUCUGUGGUUAGAUGUGCCUGCCAACAGCAGUUAAGGGCAGUCAUAUAAAUGUCUUGCAUCUAUGUCUGACUCCUUUCAUAUUUCAAGUAGUAAUGUUAUCUUUACACCCUUCAGAGCUUAUCUUUCAUGUUAAAUUGGAAAGAACUGAUAAUUCUGCUCAAUAAAUAAAAUUCGGAAUUGUUCAGUGAACCAAAGCACCGAUUAACAGGAAGAAUGAGAAGUGAAAAGGCUCAAGUGUGUGGGGAAACUUUCUAGGAGAACUAAAAGCUAAAGGCAGCAGGAAGUCUCUUGCUGUAUUUGAGUCCUCAAGUGGCAAGGGAAAUAGUGGCUCAGUCCCUUUCGCUCCUGAGACUGUCACUCUGUUCUUCAUGCUAUUUUGUCAUUCUCGUUUGUUCUUGGUGCUCAUUCGCUACAAAGGAAGGAUAAACAUGGUUUCUGGAAAUUUUAUAAUGGAUAGCAUAGCUAUGAAUGCACACAUUACUCAUCAUGCUAUGAACAUAGAGAAGUAACAAUUUAAAAUAACAACAAAGGGACACAGAGCAAACUUUGGGAGAAAUCAAGUCAAUGGUGCUGUAUAGGAAUAUAGUUGUCAUCCUCAUUUGUACAAGUAAAAAUGAUUAAAGUUACUCAAAAUCAAGAAAAGUAUCAGAAGCUAGAUGACAUUUAUCAUAAAAUUUGUUUGUGAUGAAGGCUUCGGACCUCGGGAAUAUACUAACAAAUAGAAAAAUAAAUAGUAAAGUACCAUCGACCACAGUUAUUACUUUGGUUGGAGAUACCCAGGACAGGUCUCCUCCUCUCACGUGUAUUUUCUAGAGCUGUGUCAUCCAAUAUUGCACUCAUUGGCCACAUCUACCUAGUAUUAUUGAAAUUACUUUAAAUGAAAUACUAUUUACUAUUCAGUCUUUCAGUCAUACUAGCCACAUUUCAAGUAACCAGUGCCUACCACGUUGGUUGAACAACACAAGACUCUUCUGUCAAUGCAAACAAUUCCUUUGGAAUGUACUAUGAAGACGUUUCCUUUAAUUCUUUGUCCUAGAGGAAAAAGUAUGAGUAAGAGGAGAGAGAGAAAAUUCGGUAGCUCUUACACAUGUCCAAGCAUUUGUUUGUCUGAGGCACUACCUAUAGUGUAAUGAAAAGAAUAUGAGCCGACACGGUUUUGUAUCUCCACUAUGUUAGCUUGGAAAAAAUCACUGCAGCCUCCCUGAGUCUCAAUUUGCAAUUUUGGAAAAUAAAAAUAUUUUUGUCCCAUUUUCCUCGCAAGAUUACUGUGCAGACUGAUCAAAUGUAUAGUUGGACAGUCUUUUGAGACCUCACGUGAAUGUAAUCACAUAAGCUCAUCGGUUGGCCCAGCCCAGUGCACCUUUGCGAUCAAAAGAAGAAUCUUCCAUAGAGCAAACAAGCAAAGACAGCUCAAUACAUUUCUUCUGAAAGUGUCAAAGAAGAGUUCAUUCAGACAAAGACACAGGAGAAUUGCUUUGCUUCCUUUUUGCCUGUCUACAUAGUUCUUCUAAUAUUACACCAGAAGUAAAAUAUCCCUAGUGUCUGCACUGCCUAUAAAACAAGUUUUGCUAACAUUCAUGCCUUGUUUUAAGACAUUUUAGUUCUAUGGGAAGAAAUUACAAAGACUAUCUGAAAAAAUAGAUCCCAUGGCUAUGUUUUCUUUGUCCUGUGAAAGAUUCUUUUGCUUUGUAUUUCUUCAAGAAUUUUCCUCUGGAAGAACAUCACAGUGCAGUCCCUAAUUCCAGAAGAGUUCUCUUGCUUUCACUUUGCUCUUAUCUCUCUCAGUUUUAUCAUAGCAUUUAGAUACCAUAACCAUAAGAAGGCAUUCCACCCAACCUGUGCAUUCCACAGAUAAAACCAAGGCUUGAAGACAGAUAGUAGUUCCCUGGUCAUUUUUAUCUCAGCUUUUAUUGCCUACAUCAUUUCACCAGCCAUUAAGACCAGCCAACACAGUCCAUCUCGGAGCUAACUCUGUUUGUUCUGUGGAUCAUCUGCUCUGUCUGUUCCAGGGAACUGUCGUAUUGCACUCUGAAGAACACUGCUAGCCCUACAACCACCAGUAAAUUUAAGUUCUAGCUCUUGGCAAACCUUUACUUGCUGUUCCACAUUCCCUCUCUUACCUCCCCAUCUCUAGCCAUCCGAGUUUGCACCACUGUUUAUCUUUGCCAUUUAAAACGUACCCUUGUCUCAUUUCUUCUUAAAUGUGCUGGAAAAGUAAUUUGCUCAUGUAAUCACAGUUUUGCUUAGUUCUUCAACCACUGGGACAUUAGUGCCCUAAGAAGUUCUUGAGAUCAGUUAUUGGGAGGUCAGUGGUAUCACGGUAUAGUGACAUGACCUUGUGUUUGUAAAGCACUUUACAUUUUACAGAGCACUUUGAUAUGUCCUCUUGUCUAGUCAUUCAGUGACUCACUACACGUAACUAUUCACCAAGCACCUGCUAGCGCCGAGUUACUGGGCUGCAUCUUGUAUUCGGUGACAGUUACAAAUAGCAAGAGUUUAGAUGUGUAAACUGAUCAUUACAGCACAGUGAAGUUUGUCCAACACAAACUCACAAGUACAAAGGAGCUGUAUUACUCUAAAUAUCCUACUUUACUUAGAAAACUCAGUUUUCCUGAAGAAUGUUUAGGAAAGAUCUUAAGCCCCAGCUCUUUGCUCUAUUUCACAUGAUCUGCUGAUUUCAAGUAUAAGAGGGGAAAAAAAUGUUACUUGAAGGUACUCCUGAUGCAGAAAACUUUCCGGUUCACUUGCAUUCUUUCUAAGCAGAUGCAGUAGCCAAGGUCUGACUCUCCUGCACCAGUAUUUGUUCUGUGGCUUUUGCAUUAUAAGCCUCAUUGCUUCCCUCAGAAGCACCAAUGUUAUCAUCACAGAAGCAUUUGCACUUUAGGUGUGUGUGGUUACCACUUCACUGCUCAGACCAUCUCUCAGGUUUUCUCAGACUCAGUACUGUUGACGCUGUAGGCCUGAUAAUUCUUGGUUUGGUGUGGGGGAAGAAGCUCUCUAAAUUGUAGAGUAUUUGGUAGCUUUGAUGGCUUUCAUUGGCUGGACAAUAGCACACAUAGUCACUCCUGUUAUGACGGCUGAAGAUGUUUUCAGAUGCUGUCAGUGUCCCUCGAAUUGAAAGGAUAGGAGAGGUUGACCAAACCUAGCCCUGGUUAAAACCACUAUACCAAAAAGAACCAAAAGACUUUUUCAUUGUGUUGUCAUUUAAUCUUCGUUAUAGGUAGGUUUUGAUAAUAUAACUUGGAAUCAUAAACUCUUGGAGUUAUUAGGAGAGACUGCAAAAGCCACACACAAAACCACAGCCCCAAAUCAUCCCUAUCUAUUUGUCUAUUUCUCCAUCCUCCACAUUUAUUGAGAGGGAGGUGGAAGACUGAUUAUCUCUAGAAACUUAGGAAUUGGCUUCUGCAUAGCUAGGGAUGAGGCCCCUCGGUAAUUGUGCUUUGCUACUGCGAUCACCAAGGCAGUGGCUUCCACACUCAGUGCAGGAAUGGGAUGCUGAAGUCACACGGCUUCUGCAUCUCACAUCUGCUUUGAUGAGUUACUUUUAUCAUCACACACAUUACACAAAUUUUGCUCCUUAAUCUUUGCCUCGGUGUGCAUGGAAGUUGAAGUUAAUUUUAAGUCUACCUGGAUGCUGUAUUUCUAUUUUUAAUUCUGGAACAUUUUCUUAUUUCCAUCAUCAGAAUAUUCUCCUUUAUUAUCCAGUCAGCUAUGGGCCUAAAGCGGGGAUGGAUAGAUAGAUAGAUAGAUAUCUAAAACAUUGUUUUUCUGGGGGAAAAAAAAACCUUGACUAUCCCAAGUAAUUGAAAAUUGUAAUGCAGAGUUGGAAUACAUAAAAUCUACCAAGACGAAGUUCAUUCUUAUUUGGUAUAUCUUAGGUCAGUCUUCUUGUAGGGCUGGUGACUUCGUACGGACAGCUCUGAACCCAGUCAGUUUGUACCUGUGUCUGUUUUUGCACUGAUCAAAAAACUUGAAGUUCAUCAAAGACAACCCUUU
Fukomys damarensis (Damara mole-rat) is the source of this 7642-nucleotide messenger RNA. It is a transcript of the gene Plxdc2, whose product is annotated as plexin domain containing 2. The transcript has 14 exons. Lineage: Eukaryota; Metazoa; Chordata; Mammalia; Rodentia; Bathyergidae. The record is from RefSeq and is a predicted model, not a curated record. Bases 116 to 1627 code for a protein of 503 amino acids.